AUGCCUGGCCUCGAUGAAAGCCAUAUUGAAAUGGGAAGCUGGUUGUCACAUUGCGAUACUCCAGCCGACCACGCCAUUAAUCUUGGAUUGUUUCUAUCCAAGAUACAUCAAGAUGUUCUUGACGGUCAAGCCAGUAUCCGUGAUGAACUCAUGGACAGAAUCGACACCAUCAAAGACAAUAUUUCAAAUGAUGUUAUUGAGAGAGUUCAAGAGCAUUUGGAUUCCGGUGAGAAAUUAACCUUUCAAUUAGGUUGUCAACACGUCAUCGACUCAAGUAUUGAAGCCUACACCGCUAUUAUCAGGAAGCCAAACAAGACAAUCAUCGAGAACUCACUUUUUAGGAAGAUCAAGGGGCUUCCGUGGUGUACCGAGCAACUUCCACCCAAGCCUAAUGGAAUCGCUCUCACAUCCGACACUCAGACCUUGGCAACCAUGAUCAAGGAAAAGGCAAAGCAUGCCCGAGAAAACUUACACACUGUAGUAUUAAACCUGAUCGUGGCUGUGAGCGAUGUACAAGGUCAAUACCUGACCUUCAUACGCUUGUUGGAUUGGUCAGUAUCUUUGUAUUGCUAUAUACACAAGGAAGAAACUACUGAAAUGUUUCUAUUUCAGAUCGUUCACGUUGAUAACGGGGUAGGUGAAUCAAGAUCGAGCGAUGAAAUUUGGGAUAAUACUGACAUGAUAUCCUGUACCCGUUAUGCAUACCUUCGGCGUGAAUGCCUGCGAAUAUACCAUCCAAAUAAAGCCACUUCCACAAUAUGGACAGAAGUGGACAAUCAAUUGGAGUACCUACGUUCAAAAGGGCGCCCAUAUACAACUUGCUUUUACAAUAUUCUCUAUCAACAAGACCGCAAGAGAUUUGACAAAGGAACUGUCAUGUACGACAACAUCCCACUGGCCGAUCGAUCAUUCAAAAUGCCCUCAGAUGACGAGAUUCAGGCUGAGAUACCAAAGUUGCAAUCACGUAAAACAAACAAGAAAGCAAACAAGAAGACACCUAACAAAAACUGA
Molecule: messenger RNA, 1011 nt
Organism: Melampsora larici-populina 98AG31
Lineage: Eukaryota; Fungi; Basidiomycota; Pucciniomycetes; Pucciniales; Melampsoraceae
Exons: 7
Coding region: 1-1011 (336 amino acids)
Source: RefSeq, a predicted model, not a curated record